AUGCCUCCGAAGCCAGUAGGACAAGCGCCACCUUUUUGGCAAGGCGUUAAGGCCAUUAUCCUCGGGUCCUGGCUGAAUGUUCUACUUGUCUUCAUCCCCAUCUCGUGGGCAUGUCACUUCGCACUGUCAAAGAGUAACGAGCACGACACUCUCAUCUUUGUCUUCUCGUUCCUUGCAAUCAUCCCUUUGGCUAAGUUGCUUGCAUUUGCGACCGACGAGCUGUCUAUGCGUGUGGGACAGACUCUCGCAGGGCUUCUCAAUGCCACACUGGGUAACGCCGUCGAGCUGAUUGUGGCUAUCAUCGCGCUCGUCCAAUGUCAGCUGCAAGUUGUCCAAGCGUCCCUUAUCGGCUCUAUCUUGAGUAACCUGCUGCUCGUCCUCGGAAUGUGUUUCUUCGCGGGCGGUACAAGGUUCUCAGAGCAGGGCUUCGGUGAAGAUUACUCACGUCCACCGCUCCCGCUCCGUGCCACCCGCAACCACACCCGAUCCGUUCGUCGCACUGUGGUACUGGCUGCACGGGUACAUUCUGCAGGUGUCGUGCAGCUCAAUUCCUCACUGCUGAUAAUUUCCGUCAUCGCUGUCCUCCUCCCGGCUGCUUUCCACACAGCUGCCGGCGCUCAAAUCCCGGAUGGUCCGGAGGCGAAGGACAUUCUGGCAGUCAGCCACGGGGCGGCUAUCAUCCUUCUCUUCAUUUAUGGGUCGUACUUGGUCUUCCAGCUGUUCUCGCACAAGGAUCUCUAUGAUGACAAAAACCCGGACAUCUUCAAGUCUACUAAGUACCAGAAGAGGAACCGCAAUGCUGCCGCUAACGGCGACUCUACUUCCGCUGAUGGGUCCUCAGUGCCCUUGAACCGCAUUACUAGUGGUAGUCUCGCGGGUUCCCCCCCGUCCAGUCCUUCCACUGGCCACCAAGAGCUUCCCCGGAACGGAGACCCUGAGAGUGACCCUGCUUCUCAACCUACUUCAGAGGGAGAGGAGGAGGAGACCCCUCAGAUGAGCGUUCUGCUUACGAUUGCUCUGCUCACCGUGGUGACUGUGGUCGUUGCGGUGACCGCCGAGUUCCUCGUUGAUUCCAUCAAUGGUCUGACCGCAAGUGGGCACAUCAGCAAGACGUUCGUUGGGCUCAUUCUGCUCCCUAUCGUUGGUAACGCCGCAGAACACGUAACGGCUGUCACUGUGUCCGUGAAGGACAAGCUCACGCUGUCUCUCGGUGUCGCGGUUGGUUCGAGUAUUCAAAUUGCGCUAUUCGUUAUCCCGUUCAUUGUCACCCUCGGCUGGAUCCUCGGCAAGCCCAUGAGCAUGUUGUUCGACCCAUUCGAGUCCAUCGUCCUGUUCCUGUCCGUGCUUGUGGUGAAUUACGUCGUGCAGGACGGUAAGAGCAACUGGCUAGAAGGAAUGAUCCUCAUGUGUCUGUAUGUCAUCGUCGCCGUCACAUUUUGGUACUACCCUGGAGUCGUGGACCUCGCCCAACUCAACACAUGCUGA
Molecule: messenger RNA, 1485 nt
Organism: Dichomitus squalens LYAD-421 SS1
Lineage: Eukaryota; Fungi; Basidiomycota; Agaricomycetes; Polyporales; Polyporaceae
Product: calcium/proton exchanger
Exons: 19
Coding region: 1-1485 (494 amino acids)
Biological process (GO): calcium ion transmembrane transport; intracellular calcium ion homeostasis
Cellular component (GO): fungal-type vacuole membrane
Molecular function (GO): calcium:proton antiporter activity
Source: RefSeq, a predicted model, not a curated record